AUGUCGGCACGACCGGCCAAGGCUUUGCCGCCGAUUCCACCUCCAAACGACGCAGACUCCGCAGAACGUCCCGACUCGAGCCGUCCCAGUCGCUCCAGCAGCUCUCUACAUCGCAAACCUGUCCCCAGUUUUGCACAGCAUCCUUCCAUACCUUCCUUCAGUAUCAACGAGCAUGACGACACAGUAGUGGGAGGCCGUGAUUCAAGACAGUCGGGAUCUCUCAGCAGCUCUACGGGGCAUUCGAGAUCAACCUCAAGAGAAACUCCAGACAUAGGGCAUUACAGGGACUCGGGAUAUUCGAUUCCAGUAACUAGGGAUAUUCCUAUUCGCCAAACACACAUCAACGACGGGUCGUAUCGCAGCCGGUAUUCGCAAGCCGCCAAAAUGGACACUACAAACUCACAAGACGGCGAAUCCACGUAUAGUCCCCGAGACCAAUACCAGCCCCCUUACUACUCCCAACAACCGACACCACCAGCUGCUACACAUGCAAAUCGCGACACGGUGCAGUCGCCGAGUUCAGACUCGCAACACUCGUCGAGUGACAACAGCGGCCGCAAUAUAUACAGCUUCAGCCCAGAUGGUCCGCUGCAAGUACCCCGCUCCGCGGUUCCCAGACCCAGCUCUGCCUAUACCCUGGGUUCGGAAUUGAAUAUACCAGGCAACACACAAUCCCGACGCCUCUCAGUGGGCGGCUCCCCUGUAUCCAGUGGAUCACCGAACCCUUACGCGCGACAAACCUCGACAAGUCGUCGCUCGCCAGACCCAAGACCCUCAUCCUAUAUCGACUUACUGAACCUACCCUACAACCAACAAAUCGCUCCCGCCGCGAAUCUGGGAAAUGCGGCGCUUCGAGGUGCUGUCGGGCAAAAUGCGUCACUUCUCGAUACGAAAAAGACGCUGGACAUGUACAGAGGAAACGUGAAGAAGACACAGGACAGCGCCGUGCAGUAUGAGUUUGCCUUGUUCAUGAUACAAGUGGCACGCGAGAUAACGGCCGAGGGCCCUUCCACGGACGAUCACGGACUGGCGCCAGCGGAGAUGCUCCGGGAAGCACGACAGAUUCUCCAGAAACUAGCCGACCGUAGUUAUCCUUUUGCACAAUAUUACCUCGCGGACGGUUACGCGUCAGGUUUGUUCAAUAAAGACAAGCCUGACUACGAUCGAGCAUUCCCCCUUUUCGUCGCUGCCACCAAGCACGGGCACGCAGAAGCCGGGUACCGCGCUGCCCUUUGUUAUGAGUUUGGCUGGGGCUGUCGCAAGGACUACGCCAAAGCGGUUCAGUUCUUUCGUGCUGCAGCCUCGAAAAACCAUCCUGGAGCCGCUACCCGGCUGGGCAAAGGCAAAUACAGAGAGGGUGUGAAAUGGCUGAAACGUGCGUCCGAGUCUGCCGAUUUCCAAUACAACAACGCACCGUAUGAGCUGGGUCUACUGCAUGAGACAGGCUACGGAGACGAUAUCUUCAAAGACGAAAUCUACGCGGUGCAACUUUUCACUCAGGCUGCGGAAUUAGGCCACGCAAUGGCCGCUUUAAAGCUUGGAGAAGCUUACGAACAUGGCUUACUACGUUGCCCCAAGGAUGCCGCCCUCUCUGUACACUACUACAACUGCGCGGCUCAAGCCGACAUUCCAGAAGCUAUGAUGAACCUCUGUGCCUGGUACAUGGUCGGUGCGGAACCGGUUCUGGACAAGGAUGAGAACGAGGCCUAUGAGUGGGCGAAGAAGGCUGCGAAGCACGAAAUGGGCAUUGGUUGCCGGCGCGACCCUCUCGAGGCGAACGUUUGGUACGUGCAAGCUGCCGAUCACGGGGAUGAGAGAGCAAAACAACGACUUGCCAUCAUUCAAGCUGCGGCAUCUGGGCAGUCGCAUCUCCCAAACAACGGAGACAAGAACAAGCUCAAGAAGGGCGCCAAAGAUGAGAAUUGCAUUGUCAUGUAA
Cucurbitaria berberidis CBS 394.84 is the source of this 1938-nucleotide messenger RNA. Its product is annotated as HCP-like protein. The record is from RefSeq and is a predicted model, not a curated record. Gene Ontology annotation, molecular function: protein binding. NCBI's taxonomy places the organism in Eukaryota, Fungi, Ascomycota, Dothideomycetes, Pleosporales, Cucurbitariaceae. The transcript has 3 exons. Bases 1 to 1938 code for a protein of 645 amino acids.